Messenger RNA from Beauveria bassiana ARSEF 2860, 1626 nucleotides. Its product is annotated as choline transport protein. The coding region runs from base 1 to 1626 and encodes 541 amino acids. Gene Ontology annotation, molecular function: transmembrane transporter activity. Gene Ontology annotation, biological process: transmembrane transport. The transcript has 5 exons. NCBI's taxonomy places the organism in Eukaryota, Fungi, Ascomycota, Sordariomycetes, Hypocreales, Cordycipitaceae. The record is from RefSeq and is a predicted model, not a curated record. Gene Ontology annotation, cellular component: membrane.
AUGAGUCGAGUACAUAUGGAAAACCACGAGCUCAGGGAGAUGGGCCCCGAUACCAAGGGGUCCCGGACGCAUCUCGAUGACAUCUCGCAGCGCGAGUAUGAGGAUCGCGCGCAGCUGAUUCGCCUGGGCAAAAAGCCCGCCCUCAAGCGCAACUUUAGCUUCUUGACCAUUCUCGGCUUUAGCUGCGCCGUCCUCGUCACCUGGGAGGGCGUGCUCAUGAGCUUCGCGCCGGGCCUUGCCAACGGCGGUCCCGGCGGUCUCGUCUACGGCUUCCUGUUUGUCUGGGCCGGCAACAUCACCGUCUUCUCGACGCUGUGCGAGCUGGUCUCGAUGGCGCCGACGUCGGGCGGCCAGUACCACUGGGUGUCGAUGAUGGCGCCGCGGAGCUGCGCCAAGUUUCUCAGCUACAUCACGGGCUGGCUGACGGUGGCUGGGUGGCAGGGCACGGCGGCGUCGGGCGCGUACCUGGCCGGUAGCAUGAUGCAGGGCCUCGUCAGCUUCACCCGGCCCCAGUACGACGGGCAGACGUGGCAGGGCACGCUGAUUGUCUGGGCCGUGGUGCUCGUCGCCGUCUUCAUCAACACCGUCGUCAGCUCGCUGCUGCCCAAGAUUGAGGGCAUGAUUCUCGUGCUGCACAUUGUCGGCUUCUUUGGCGUGCUUAUUACGCUCCUGACGUUUGGUGCGCAGGGCGAUGCGUCGGCCGUCUUUGCCACGUUUCGCAACGAGGGUGGGUGGCCCACGCAGGGUCUUUCCUUCUUUGUCGGCCUCUUGGGACUUAUCUUUUCCUUUGCCGGUGUCGACUGUUCUUUUCACAUGUGUGAAGAAGUUCAAAACCCUUCCGUUGCUGUGCCCCGGUCCAUCAUGGGUAGUAUCUUCAUUAACGGUCUCAUGGGCUUAGCAAUGGUUAUUUCCAUGCUCUUUGCCGCCACCAACAUUGAUGAAGCCCUCCAGUCGACCAGCGGAUACCCCUUCAUCGAAAUUUUUUUCCAAGCAACGAACUCCAGGGGCGGCACCGCCGUCAUGGCCUCGCUGAUCAUCUUCAUGACCAUCUCUGCCGUCGUCGGUGUCAUUGCCACAACGUCCCGAAUGUUCUGGGCUUUUGCCCGUGAUCGCGCUCUGCCAUUUUGGCGCACAUUGUCCAAGGUCGACCCUACUACUCAGGUGCCCAUCUGGGCCAUCGGCGUCACAAGUCUAAUCUCCUGCCUCUUGGCCCUCAUCAACAUUGGCUCCACGGUCGUGUACAAUGCACUCGUCUCGUUGUCCAUUACCGGCUUGUACUCGUCCUACCUGAUUGCCGCCUCUCUGCUGUUAUGGCGCCGAUGCACCAACGGCUUCUCAAUGCCCGACGGGAGCUCCCUUCCUGCUCUCGCGGAUGGUGACAAUACAGAGGGACUCGUAUGGGGGCCAUGGCGCGUACCGGGCGUUCUCGGCAUUGUCAACAACAGUCUCGCCUGCGCCUACCUGGUCAUCAUGUGGUUCUUUACCUUUUGGCCACCAGCCCUGGUGUACGAGGCCAAGGACAUGAACUUUAGUGUUUUGAUGACGGGAUUCGUCGUCAUCUUUAGCAUCGUGUACUACCUUGUUUGGGCAAAGAAGGAUUACAAGGGACCUAUUCGCGAGAUCUAG